CGCGCCGUUCACGGUGUGGUUCCACGGAAGUUGUGAGAGCGUGCUCCCCAACACAAUCAAAACAAUGAAAGCUAUCAUUCAGAGGGUCACCAGGGCGACUGUGACAGUGGGAGAGGAGCAGGUCAGUUCAAUAGGACGGGGACUGUGUGUACUGCUGGGUAUAUCUGUGGAGGACACCCAGAGGGAUGCUGACUACAUAGUACGCAAGAUCCUGAACCUGCGGCUGUUUGAGGACGAGAACGGGCGAGCAUGGAGCAAGAGCGUCAUGGACCGGGACUUUGAGGUGCUGUGUGUGAGCCAGUUCACCCUGCAGUGUAUACUGAAGGGCAACAAGCCUGACUUUCACUCAGCCAUGCCUGCAGAGCUGGCUCAGUCCUUCUACAACAGCAUCCUGGAGAACAUGAGGAGUGCCUACAAGCCAGAGCUUAUCAAGGAUGGGAAGUUUGGAGCCUACAUGCAGGUGCACAUACAAAACGACGGACCUGUUACCAUUGAACUGGCCUCACCUGCUGGUCCCACGGACCCCAGACAGCUGUCAAAGCAGGAGAAGCAGCAGCAGAGGAAAGAGAAGACACGCUCCAAGGGCCCCUCAGAGUCAGGCAGGGAGAAGGGCGCCCUGCGUUCCCGACAGGACCCAAACGCCAGUAGUGGAGCAGAGGGUGAUGUGUCUUCAGAGAGGGAGCCCUAGGUUAGCAGGACAGUUUGACAGAAGCCCUGAGAGACCUGAACACAUGAGAACUACACAGUGCUGAGAAAAUUUACAGCUGUGCCUCUGCAAGAAAUUGCGCAGUUUUUUUUUUCUUUUGCACUGUCAACAAAUACAGUUGCCCCCAAAAAUAGUUCUCGCCUAUUUUAUACUGGUGUCAUGUACGAUAUGGCAGCUUUAAAUUUGCAGUCCCCUCACCAUCUCUGUUUUCCACAUCUCCUUUUCCUGUCUUUGCCUGCUCCCUUUGUUGUUGUUGACAUUGCGGUGAAACUCGGCAACGCUCAUGAGAGACAGACCUGUUUGUUUCUCAUUCUGGGGCUCGUACUGCGGGGGUGAGGAGGGGGAGAGGAGGAGGUUGGGGUUUCUCUUAUUUGCCUUCAGUAUUUGUUUACUAGUGCAAAAACAGUUGAGUUCUGGGAGAAUAGAGAUGGGGAGGCAUUGACUCAGCCCCCCCCCCCCCGUGUCCCUUCUGCUCUCCCUGCUGAGGCUGCUGCUGCUGCUGCUGGCUCCUGUGGCACAGCUCCUCUCCCUGUGUGAACUCUCUGGCAGACACGCACGUUAACAGAUACGUCGUCAAACCGGCACUAUAACUGCACUUUAACAGCGGCCAUACUUCCUGCUCCUCUGUUCUCACAGACGUGUACAGUUACAUACUGAUAAAAACAUUCGAAACAUCUGCAGUUCAACACUGAGGUGUGUUGCCUUCUUUUUGUCUUGUGUGGUACUGCUUCAUCUGUUCUGUAACACCCUAUACACACACACACACACCCUGUCCCGUGUGGGACCUUGUAAACCUGUAGUGCUAUCCCAAACUCUUCUACAGCAGGGGGGCCCGCUCUGUAAUCCCCAUGUGCAUGUUGGGUAAACAUGUGCCCCAAGACAUGGAAGCCUCAGCACCUUGUUACAUAAGUCCUUUUUUGUCUGACAGAGAGCCAGAGAGGGGGAGAUGAGAAGGAAGGAGAAGCUGAAAAAAAAAAAAAAGUCUUAAGUCAAGAGUUAUUUGGUUUUUCAUGUCUGGGUGUGCGGGAGGGGAGUGCACACACAGCACUUCUGGAAGUGUGUGUGUGUGUGUGUGUGUGUGUGUGUGUGUGUGCUGUGGUGGGAGAGGAGGUGGAAGAGGGAAAUUUGGAUGUAAGAGAGAUGUCAGACAAGGGGCUUGCUUGCUCGGCUUUGUCACUGCAUAUUUCAAAGAGGGAAUUGGUGUUCCUGAGGUUUGCUUUGCAUGACUUAAACAUGAGCAGUGUGCGCUUCCCUCCGAAUGAGUAAUCUCUUCUGGUCUUCCUUCCUUCCUGUCUGCAGUGUUGUAAUUUUGAUAUAAACAGCUUACAAGAAGGUUUGUGCUGCUCGUCAGGCUGCUCUGAGCAAUUUCCAGCCCACACUGAAAACUGGUUUUCUAAUUGUUUGCAAAUCACCUAUUCCAGACCUGUCAGAGACGUUUUCACAGAGUAGAUGUAAGUUCCAUUUUAAAAUUUUUGUAUGGCUGCUUUCACAGUGUUGUGCCUUUUUAUUACUUGAUAAAGCCUGCGGUCACAUUCUUUCUUUGUGCAAACCUGCUGAAAAACCUGCUAAUAAAAUGCUGAUUCCACUUUAAACUUUCAUCACUUUUUUUCACUGUCUCUGUUCACCUAAUAUAUGUCUGAAUGAGGGCAACCUGUGUCUGAGGCUGAACUGAUCGACUGCGAGCUAAUAUGAAUGGUGUCACUCAUGCUGAUGAACAUAACUCUGCAGGUCCUCUCAGCUGUGAGGACGGUUUUAGCAUCUUUCAGCUCAUUCUUUUGGUUUUCUGCUCCACGAGGUUGUUCACAGAAAUGAAUUUAAAACGCUGACAAAAAUGUGCUCCAAACAAAAGCUAAUGUUGCGCCCUAUCUACAGGAUGUGUUAAUACGCAUGUGUUUGCUAACGUGUUCGCCUUAAGAACGUUAUAGAGGUGUUAAUAUGUCAGUGUUUUUAGCUUUAGUCAAUUAAUGAAGCUUUAAAGUGAGAAGGUGUAAUUUCUGUAAUUUUUCUAACAUUAGCCCUUAAGCUUUAUUUUUGUUUGUUUUCACGUGGUUCUCAUAAAUGGCAGACGCUUUAAACUUUAAAAUCCUUUUUCUAAACCUUUGUUGAUUCACGAUAACACAAGAGCCAGAGACCAAAAUGACUCUGUUC
This is a messenger RNA of Toxotes jaculatrix (banded archerfish), 2854 nucleotides long. RefSeq names its product D-aminoacyl-tRNA deacylase 1 (gene dtd1). The transcript has 6 exons. Gene Ontology annotation, cellular component: cytoplasm. Gene Ontology annotation, biological process: tRNA metabolic process. Gene Ontology annotation, molecular function: D-tyrosyl-tRNA(Tyr) deacylase activity. The record is from RefSeq and is a predicted model, not a curated record. The coding region runs from base 65 to 688 and encodes 207 amino acids. NCBI's taxonomy places the organism in Eukaryota, Metazoa, Chordata, Actinopteri, Toxotidae.